UUUAAAAUGUUUUUUUUUAAUUGCCUUUGAUAGGAACAAAUUACACCAUUAUUGUAUGCAUUUCGAAGACAAAGUGGUGUAAUAAGUCGGGCCCGCUGUCCUACAACAUCUCUUGUUUAUUUUAUUUUUGAGGAGUUGAGAUAUUUGUAUAAAAGUUUAUGUACAGUAAUGAAUAUGUUCUGGGAAUGUUUUACCAAAAGAAUCCUUUAUUGAUGCUGGCUGUUGUGCUUGAAAGACAUAAGGCCUAGGAAAAUAUCUGUGUUUAGGACAACCCAACACUACCUGGCUAAAACCCUCAUUCUAGAGUUUUUUCAACCCUGGAUGAACAAAAAUCUGUUCUUCUGUUUUUAAGUUAUUCAAAACCAUUUGCGUUGAUUACGAUUUAAAACAAAGUAUUAGUUAUUGGAUACACAAUAUACUGAAAUGGCUUGGUUAACCCUUUGUGACUUGCUUUGCUGUUUUGAUUGGUUUUUAAAGAAAAAACAAAGAAACUUUGUUAAUACCAAACUUAGUAUUUUUGAAUUGAAUUGAAUUGAAUUAUAAGCAAUAUUUCCGCAAUCUCAUUGGUAUUUAAGAUUGCAUAACUAGUUUGGUUUGGUUUGGAAACCUGGCAGAAAGUGUGGCCAUCUGUCACAGGAAUGGCCCUCUCAGUAUGGGGAAUAUUGAAUUCCUUUCACCUUCACUCUCUUCCAUGCUCUUGUCAGUUUUGUUGGAGAGACUUUCCUCCUUCUGGUCAAUAGUUGAGUUAUGACAACCAUUUACAAGUAUAGAUUCUAGCCAAAGUGUUUGGCUGGUUUAUUUGUUACAACUGUUUUGUCUUUGUAGACUGAAACACUUUUCCUUCUGUUUGGAUUGCUGUGUUUGAGAGAAAAUCAAUAUUUCAAGAGGAUAGUGAUCACAUCAAUGCAGGUAUUAACAGCUUCAAAGUAGUAAGAAUUAUUUUUAACAGCAGUAUUUUGAUUGAAACAAACUAUUUAAUUCUUAUAGUGCACUAACCGUAUACAGAUACAAAUUUUAUCAUAGUCAUAGAUGAAUUGUGUUUCAUUGACUGGAUUUUCUCACUUGAAUCUGAAAGGUGUGACUCCAAAAGUUUUUUUUAGUGUGAGUCAACCUUUUAAGCUUGAUAUUAAAACUUGUUAAGAGAGCCAUUGCAAAUGUGUUAGUUAAGACCAGGGACGGCCAAACUACUAGUUUGGAGAAAACUGAGAGGCUGGUAAGAGAGGUUCCUCACUGUCAUCCACAGCUCAGAGAUGUUGCCAUAGAAAAUCAGAGGCCACAUGGUUCGGGCAGAGAUCAACAGCUCUCGUGGCUGUGGAUAGUUGAUGAAUACUAUGGCGGCUGUGAAGUCUUGUUCGCAUGGGAGGCAGGGAGCCAAGUUUGAAUCGCUGCAUGUGCAAAACAUCUACAAUGAGAUUGCUCCGUGCAUGAACAACCUUGAAAAUAAAGCAUGGCCGCACGUGAAACGAUUCCUCAAGAGGUUUCCACCUGGAGCUGUCAUUGCAGAUAUUGGUUGUGGGAAUGGGCGUUACAUGGACAUCAACAAAGCUACCUUCAAGGUUGGCAUAGAUGUUUGCUGUCCCCUUGUAGACUUUGCUCGAGAAAAAGGUCAUGAGACUCUCUAUGGAGACAACCUGCAUGUUCCGUUCCGCGACGGUGUGUUUGACGGUGUUGUGUCUAUUGGCGUGAUACACCACUUCUGUUCCAAGGCAAGGCGAGUAGCGGCCCUGAGAGAGUUAGCGCGAAUACUACGUCCAGGCGGCAAGCUCAUGCUCUAUGUCUGGGCCUUUGAGCAGAAGCAUAGAAGGUUUGACGGUCAAGACAUCCUGAUUCCUUGGCAUGAAGGCUGCCACAGAGAGAAGAGAUUUGGGUCCACAUCCUCCACUCACUCCAGCCUGGGCGGGCUGUCUAGUGUUAGUUCUCUCAGUGAAGACGAGCCCAGCGAUAGCCCGAGACCUGUCAACCAACCUGAACAGUCAGACCUAGGCGGUGCGACCACGUCAAGCCCACGGGCCCGGGCCAGCACAAACAAAAUACUCAGAAGGCAGGGCUCUGUUAGCCUCGAUGAUCUCAUGACAGUCAGGGAAUUGAGUGAUUUCAAGCCAAACUACUACUCUUUAGAUUUCACCAAAAGUCCGAAACGUGGUAUACGAAAAUCCAACACUGACAGCUAUGUAUGGAGCAAUGACCUUACAAACAGGCAGGCCCAAUCCAGAAAAGAUACAUUAAUCCAAGAAUGUCGCAAGCUCGAGGCUUCUAUAAGAGCACUGUCAUCAGGAAGUUUAGACUUGAUGCAGAAAACUGAUGAUGACCUAAAAAUUGAACUGAGAUGUGGAAACAGCAGCCAUUCUCUGGAACACUUUGACCCUUCAGGAACAUGUGAGGUUAAGUUGAAGGAAAUGCAGGUUGAUGAUGAUGCUUUUGAAGAUAAAGAGGAUUCUAGUGAGUAUCUUGUGAAAACUCUAGCUGAUGAUCUGAAAAUCAAUCUUGAUUGGAAUAUAGGUGAAAUAGAUGAUGAUUUUGAAGAUGAAAUUCUAAGUAAUCCAGUGAUAAUAGAUAGUGGGUACUCAGAAAAUGUACAAGAAGAUUGUGAUAAGUUUGUUAUUAGUCAAAAAGACAGCAGCCUAAAUGCAUUAGGUUCUUUUGCUCGUGAUAGAAAUGGGCAGAAGUCUUAUCCAAAAACACGACAUGUAAACCCAUUUUUGAAACAGGACUCCUUAGAUCCGUAUUCAUUUAACAAUGUAUCCGAUGACAUCAGUGAGGGAUCUGGAAGUAUUGAAGUGAUCUAUGAACAUUAUGAAGAGUUCAGCAACCCUGAUCAAACGUCUGUUAACUUUAAGCCUGAGACAAAACAAAAAGAACCUGAAAGGUCUUUCUUUAGAUCUGUGAAGGCAAAAUUAAAAGGAAUUUUUGAUAGCAACGAUAGUGAAACAAAAGAAAGAAAUGAAAAACUGUCAUUGAAUCUUAAAUCAAAAAUUGAAAGGAAUGACAAGCCUGAACUAACGAGGGCUGGAAGUAAACCAGAAUUUUCUGAGGAGCAGAUUAAACUGGCCCAACAACUCAACUUUCAGGUGCGUGAGUUUCCCUUGAGCAGCUGUCCUGAUGUUGUAACUCCAGACAAGGAAGAUAUGAAACCGGUAGAAGUUAAUUACGGGUCUGAAAAUCAAAUGCUCAGUAGAAAUAAUCUCAACAGCUUAAACAAAGAGUGUGAAAAGUUUGCCAAAAUGUCAAGAGCGUUUGCUAGAAAGGACGCAAAGAGUUGUGAUAUUGAAGGAACAUAUGAGGUGAUAUAUGAUGGCUACAUGAAAAUAGAUGUUGAUCAUCUCUCAAAUGAUGAAGAUGCUUCCUUGCUAAACGAAGAAAGUUGUGCCUUAGUGUCAAAUCGUGCAUUUAGUCAAAAAGGCAGUCAUGUAGCAGGCCAGUGUAAAAGUAUUUGUGGCAAGCAUUGUGAAAACCAAAAUGAUUUUGAAAUUGUCAAAGAGUGCAAAAGGGAACACAUUUUAGCUAAAAAAUUUAGUCAAUCUAAUCAAAAUACCAUGAAACCCACCACCCCUAAUACUAUUACAAUGGCAUCCAGUUCUUCUAGUCAAAACAACAUGGAAUCCAGUCAUCCUAGUCAAAACACAGUGAAACCUUGUACUUUUAGUCAAAACACUGUGAAAUCUAAUACUUCUAGUCAAAACACUGUGAAAUCUAGCACUAAUACUCAAAACACCAUGGAAUCCAGUUAUCCUAGUCAAUACACAGUGGAGUCCAGAAUUCCUAGUCAAAAUAGUAAUGAUCUCACCUGUACAGAGAAUGGUCUAAAUGAUGAUGGCCCUGAAAUGUUGGAUGAAAUGAAACACUCUGGCUCAUUAGAACAAGCAGAUUCAAACAUCUCUGUAGAUGAUUCCACUACACGGCUGAGCAGAUACUAUCACGUGUUUAAAGAGGGGGAGCUGCAUGCAUUGAUCUCAGAGGAAGUACAUGAUCUACACAUCACGCAGUGUUUCUAUGAUCAUGCCAACUGGUGUAUUGUGGCAGAAAAAUUGCCUGUAUAAAAACAUUGCCAUAGAAAGUCCUAUCAUCACUAUACAUGUUGGUCGUGUCCGGCCAACUCUUCUUAUCCGUAUUGCAUGAUUUGUUUUUGUUCAUCAUUGAUUGGAACAUAAAGAUAUUUUUUAAAGUUUACAGUACUUUUUUUAUAAAUUAUAUUUUUAUUUUCUUUGUUUAUUUAAUGUAAUAAGAAUGAACUAUUGGCAGUGCUCACUAUUACUUUCAGAACUAUAUUUUACUGUAUUUUUGUAAUUCAUUCAAGUCUGGGACUUGGACAGUAAAGAAUAGUCCUUCAAGUUAGACAUAACAAUUAAAAUGUUUGUUUCUAGUUUUGGGAUCUCAUCAAAUUUUUGCUCCGGAUCGGAAUCUUUUUGUUUCCAGCAGACAAUCUUUUUAUUGCCCACAGACAACUUUUUCUGACCGUGAUAUUUUUUCCUUUUGAGAAAUAUUUAUGGUAGAUUCUUGCACAGGAAAGAUAGGUAAAUGUAACCAGACCUAAUCGUGACAGUUUUCAGUGUGGAUAUGAUAGACCUUUUACCUUAAUAAACUUUACUAGAAACAAAUUGGAAACUUUACUAGAAACAAAUUGGAAAAAAGUGUUGUUUUUUAUAUAAAGGGAGCUAACUCCUGCAAGUUUAAUGAUUAUUUUCUCGGCACAAAACCUGUCGAUCAUCUGAUCGUAUAUCACUACUUUGUUCAAGGUUAAAGGGUAAAAAUAUUGAAAAAGGUCAGGAUUGAACAGAAGUUGCAUACUUCAUGCAAUGUGUACCGUCCAUUAUUCAAUAAGGUUGUAUCAUCAUAAUUAUGGUUACAUGUUUAAUUCUCUAUUCAGAUGCCCAGUUUAUUUAUGGAUGAUCAUUCAGUUAGGAUGACCAUUAUUAUCACCAUUCCAAAGUUUGUCAUUGCUAUUUAAUAACAAUGCAACUUAUAUAUGAUGCCAGAUCUCGUCAAUGGUAGGGAUGAUAACUCUUUUGGUAAAAUGAGUAUUAACACAUUUAUUAUUAUUUGCUAUACAUGUGCACAUUUUUGUGACGCAGAAUUUAAACAACAUGUUUUUAGCUGAUCUGUUUUGAAACACUUUCAAGAUAUUGCUAUGAAACUUGGUACACAUGAUGCAAGAUACACAUGGUGCAAGUUACAGUGGGCGCAUUUGUAGCAAGGACAUUGACUCCAGCUUUAUUGCUUGUUGAUUUCUACCCCUUGUUCGACUGGAAAACCACCCAGACAUGUUUCUCUGUUUUUUUGUUUAGUAAUAAAUUUAUACAUUAAAGUAAUUGCAUAGCAGUGAACAAAGGUAUAAGAGUUCAUAAUAAUGGUGAUUAAUAGUUUACGUAAACAUACAUGUAUGUAUUAAAUAGACUAUUAAAAUCUUAUAUAUUCUGGGUUGGUUUUCCAGUAUAUUUAGCAUGCAUCGUCUGUCACAAAUAAAAAUAAAUGUUAAUUCAAUGCAAGUUCAAGGGACUAGUUUACAGAUUUUAUGUUGUCAACAAUUUUUUUAAACUAUUGAAUUGAAAUCUUUCUUUUAAGAAUAAGCACCAAACAGCAACAUGCAUUUUUUGUCACAUUUUUAAUUUGGUAUUAGUAAUAUAACUCUAUUUUAAACUUCUGAUGAUUUUUUAAUUGAAUCAAGCACUUGAUUCACAUUCCACACAUUAUUUUCAAUGUCUGAUCCUACAAAAUUUUAACACAUACUAACACUGUCAUACAAGUAUUUACAGUGAGAGAUAUUGAAUCCCACUGAGAAUUGUAUACAACUUUUCUAUAGUCCAAUGGAAGCCUUAUGCUAUUUUUUGUAAAUUGUGUAGAAUGACAAACUGAUAUCGUAGGAAGGGUAGUGCCUUUAUCAACAAUAAAAAUGUACAAACAAAAUACAAAAUUCAAAUAUCCAAACCUCAUGUACAAAAAUGUUUGUAAUUUAAUUUAGUUCAAUGCAUUUUAUGUCUAGCCAUUCGACUAAUGUUAUCAUAUGUUUAUGAUAUUAUCCAAAAUAAAUCAUAUUCAUGUUUAAAUCUGACAAUGUCUGCUAGUCAUCAUUUCGUAUAGUUUCAAUAUGUCUUAGAUAUUGUUUUUACUGGUGUCUUUGUUAUGAUCUUAAUAAA
Molecule: messenger RNA, 6131 nt
Organism: Mya arenaria
Lineage: Eukaryota; Metazoa; Mollusca; Bivalvia; Myida; Myidae
Exons: 8
Coding region: 1323-4037 (904 amino acids)
Biological process (GO): tRNA wobble uridine modification
Cellular component (GO): nucleus; cytoplasm
Molecular function (GO): tRNA binding; S-adenosylmethionine-dependent methyltransferase activity
Source: RefSeq, a predicted model, not a curated record